Messenger RNA from Jaculus jaculus (lesser Egyptian jerboa), 3041 nucleotides. RefSeq names its product NOP2/Sun RNA methyltransferase 3 (gene Nsun3). The record is from RefSeq and is a predicted model, not a curated record. Gene Ontology annotation, biological process: rRNA methylation. Gene Ontology annotation, molecular function: methyltransferase activity. Gene Ontology annotation, cellular component: mitochondrial large ribosomal subunit. The transcript has 7 exons. Lineage: Eukaryota; Metazoa; Chordata; Mammalia; Rodentia; Dipodidae. Bases 360 to 1268 code for a protein of 302 amino acids.
GGAUGAUAACGCGGCUGAAAGCAAAGUCAGAGGGGAAGCUUGCAAAACAGAUUUGCAAAGUUGUUUUGGAUCAUUUUGACAAGCAGUACUCCAAAGAACUUGGAGAGUCCUGGAAUACAGUAAGCAAACUAGUCCCAUUGUUAAAAGACGCUUGGUCGGCUUCAGCGGCCUCGCCAUUUGUUCGAGGUGAAGUUGGGAUGCAAAUUCUCUACCCGCCCUUGUCCACCUCUGGUGCUGCACAACCAGGAUAUCACUGGGAAUCGCACAUGGAAAACGCUUGAAAGCUGAGACAGGAGACAAACUGGACUCUUUAGUGAGCUGUCUCACAUUAAAAAAAUUGUUCUUUCUUGAGAAGCCAAAUGAUUUGGAAUAUACUGAUAACACCAUCAUUGUGGCAAUAUGCCAUCCUCCUCAACAGAUUCAAUUAUCCUUUUGAGCUGGAAAAGGAUUUGCAUUUGAAAGGCUAUCACCCACUCUUUCAAGGAUCUUUAUCCUAUUAUCCUAACUCAAUGAAGUGUUACCUCAGCCAAACUCCUAGUCGAAUGCCUUCUGAAAAACACCAAGUUGGAAACCUGAAAAAAUACUUCCUCCUAAAUGCAGCUUCUCUUCUACCAGUGCUGGCGCUGGAGUUUCGUGAUGGGGAGAAGGUUCUGGACCUGUGUGCUGCUCCUGGAGGCAAGUCAGUAGCUCUGCUGCAAUGUGCUUAUCCAGGUUAUCUUCAUUGUAAUGAAUAUGAUAGUCUGAGACUGAGAUGGUUGAAAGAAACGUUAGAAUCUUUCAUUCCACAUCCUUUGAUAAAUGUAAUUAAAGUGUCUGGAUUGGAUGGCAGAGAAAUGGGAGAUGCCCAGCCUGAAAGGUUUGACAAGGUGUUAGUUGAUGCUCCAUGUUCCAAUGACCGUAGCUGGUUGUUCUCUUCCGACUCUCACAAGGCUGCCUGGAGAAUACAUCAAAGGAAGAAUUUGCCUGUUCUCCAGGUAGAACUCUUAAAGUCUGCAAUUAAGGCCUUACGUCCUGGAGGGCUACUUGUGUAUUCAACGUGCACACUUUCCAAGGCUGAAAACCAAGAUGUGAUCAAUGAAGUUUUAAACUCCUGCAGUAACAUUGUACCUGUGGACAUUACAGGAGUAGCAAGGACUUGCUCCAAAGAUUUUACAUUUGCCCCCACUGGGCAGGACUGUGGCCUCUUGGUAAUUCCUGGUGAAGGUAAAGCAUGGGGCCCAAUGUAUGUGGCCAAAUUGAAAAAGAUAAUGAGCACAGGAAAAUGGUGAUAUGAAUUUUGUAAGCCAUGCUGAAAUAUAUAUUUAUUUUUCUUAGUUUUGUACAUGUUAAUAUUUAAUUAUAUACUCACUUUCCCUGGGUCUGUUUGGAAUCCUACUUAGUUAAUAUUUUAGCAAAACAGAUCCUGGGCUUACAGAAUUUUUAGAUGAAACAUUCCUAGAAUAUAUUUGUAGUAAUGAGUUAAGGUGGUAUAGAUGGUGUUUGUUAUAUAUAAUAAAUCUUCUGUCUUUUACUUGGCAUUUUAUUGUUAAAUUAAUCAGAAUACAUGGUUCCAUGCCUAAAAUGUAUAGCUCUAUUUGUGUUUUGAGCCAUUAAAAAUGGACAUUUGCCUCCACUCUUACUGUUUUCUUCCUUAUCAAAUGUAACUCUUUUUAGUUAGAACUGAUUGGUUUUUUGAGGUUAACUUCUUAAGUAGCACAAUUUCUAAUGCUAGCAAAAUAGGUUUCUUAUUUACGAAGUUGUUUUCUGUUAAGGACUGACUUCUGUUUACUUCAAAGGUCAGUGACUCUAUUGACACCAGCUUUAUUUUCCCUCAGUUUUUAUUUUGUAUUCAAAAAUACAAAUUGAAAGGGUAAAUUAUGUUGAAAGGCCUUUAGAAAGCAGAUUCACAUGCGCAUGUUUGACUUUCGGCAUUCAGCUUGUAGAAUAAUGGAGUCUAUCCAGCAGGCUAUAAAGCAAGUACUUGAAACAAAACCAGAAUGAUUAAUAACUGCAAUAACUAAACUAUAUUUGGAGAGUUUUGUUACAUAAUCACAGCCAUAAUGAGUACUACAGAAUCUGAUUAUCUUACAGUUGCAAUCUGGAGGGAAUUUGUACUUCACUCUUAUGAAAUGUUAUGUGAGAAUGUGAUGUCACGUAUUAAUGCACACAAGGGAGAUGCCUAAUGAGAGUGAAUUGUCUGUGAACCAUUUAUCUUACAGCUGGCUUUCUCUGUUUGGCUAUAUACUGGGAAUGUUGUAUAUAUACACAUAUACACAUACAUACUUAGGGUUUUAUCUUCAGUUUCGUAUCAUGCAUUUUCUCCAGAAAUUACUUCACUUGAGUCCAAACUCAUGUUUCGAGCUAUUAAGAAGUACUAUGCCAGGAAUGGUUGUGUAAGCCUGUAAUCACAGCACUUAGAUAGUUGAGGCAGGAGAUCACAAGUUCAACUUAAGCCUGGACUAUAUAAGAAGACCUUCUUUUAGGAAGGGAAUGGAGGAAAGAAGGAAGGAGAAAGAAAGAGGAAAUGUAUGCAGUAUAUUUCCAAUUAGAAAUUGAAAUUUCUAACUGGCCAUGCCGCCUUGAACAUUCCUGAUUUCACCUAAUCUUGGAUGCUGGUCAGGGUCGGGCCUGGUUAGUACUUUGAUGUAAGAAAUUGGAAAAUAGCUUAAAAAAACUGUGAUUAUAGUAACACUAUAGUUCAUUGUACUCUGUGAAUUAAAUUAUGGAUUGUUUUCUCAUUGCCUAUUUUAUUUCAAGCUUAUGUAACCAUCUUCAGAUCACUGGGAGGUCUAAGAAAAUGUUUUCUGUACCUUUGUUCUAUUGACAACUUUUGAAAAUUGAUCUAGCCAGUCUGUUUUAGAUAAUGCUAGAUCCCUUGGCCCCAUCAGGUAUAGUCAGUUCAUAUAAAGGGCUAAUGAUUACAGAAAAUUUUUGUUGUUGUUUUACUUUGUACUUAUUGAUCUGUUUUAUUUUUGUAGUUCAAAUCUUGUCUUUGGUUACUAUAGGUGUAAAAGUAUUGUUUAUUUUAUAUAAAUAAACCUUGAAGUAAAUUUUCACAGUUA